AUGCGAGGUGAAGCAGAAUUAUCGCCAUCCGCACGCGAAGCAUACGACAGCUUCCUGUCCGAUACAUCACUCUUCGCGCUUCCAUUUAGAUUCACAGAUGGUUCGCUUCAAUCACUGGAGGCAGUAUACUAUCCUCAAGGUCUCAAAUCCAGUUUCCAGAAUGCAUUGGCUGAGCUGGACGCCAUUCUUGACCCGAAAACUUCGCUCUUCCUCGUCAUUCGGCGUAAUGUUUCUGUGACUGCGAUUACUUUCGUUCCCUACCUCGCAGAAAAGGGGACCAGACAGUCUUAUAUUGACUCAAGACACGACUUCAUACGGCUGUUGGGAGAGAAGGGUAUUUCUUCGUCCAUCAUUUGUAAAGAGGUAGGAGAGAUUACAGAUGUUCGAGCAUGGAACGAGCGCGACGGAGACGGAGAUCCCUGGAUGGUUGCACACCACUCUGCACAUACAGAGGAGGCUCUAGAUGCCGAGACGAAAAGUGAUGAAAAUGCCGUGACCAAGGACCUCGGACAUAGGGUCACUAAAUGUCGGUUGUGUGAUCGCCGGAUGAGAAAUCAGAUCGAGCAGAAUGCUGUGGAAGCAUUGAAGAACCUGAAUGAAAAUGAGGACUGCGUUCAGCUUUCUGUGGAUAUUACCACCGAGAAACUGGUGCUCAACUUCCAAGCGAGCAACAUUGCCCCAGAUGAAGUCGCAGCCAGAAUCCCAAAAUCGAAACCAAGCUAUACCUUCUAUCGCCACCCAGCAUCGGGCUUGCUGUACUUUAUCAAUUCAUCCCCAGACGCCGCGACUGUGAAAGAGCGUAUGACCCACACGAUGGCAGUGCCGGGGUUGGUGAACAUAAUCGCUAAAGAGCAAGGGGCAGCGACUGAUCGAAAAGUUGAAAUUCAUGACCCUGAAGAUCUGAUGUUUGAGGAGAAUGAUGAAACGAUUGGCCGGUUUAGGAGUAUUUACUUACUGAACAAAAGUGUGGGCACUGAGAGUGUUUGGGAGGGUAUGCCUGUCGCGUAA
Aaosphaeria arxii CBS 175.79 is the source of this 1008-nucleotide messenger RNA. RefSeq lists its product as uncharacterized. The record is from RefSeq and is a predicted model, not a curated record. Gene Ontology annotation, molecular function: actin monomer binding; actin filament binding. NCBI's taxonomy places the organism in Eukaryota, Fungi, Ascomycota, Dothideomycetes, Pleosporales. Bases 1 to 1008 code for a protein of 335 amino acids. The transcript has 3 exons. Gene Ontology annotation, cellular component: actin filament; cytoplasm. Gene Ontology annotation, biological process: barbed-end actin filament capping; actin filament depolymerization.